AUGUCGUACGUCGACGAGAAGCACAACAGCGAGUUCGUCGAAGAGAAAGUCAUCGGCACUAUCGACACCAUGGAACGCUCCAAAGAAGAGAAGGCAUUGGUGAGGAGGAUAGAUUUAUGCCUCUUGCCAACGAUAUGGAUCAUGUACCUCCUGUCCUACAUGGACCCUACCAUCAUGUGUCUCUGGGGCAUUGCCACGGCUUGCAUGGCCCUCGUCCAAAGCUAUCACCAAUUGCUCGCCCUUCGCCUCGUCGUCGGCGUCCUGGAAGCUGGAUUUGCACCUGGUAUCCUCCUGAUCCUGUCCUCCUGGUAUCGAAAGAACGAGCAGUCGAAGCGCUUCGCUGUAUACAUCUCAGCCGCCGUGUUGUCCGGGGCCUUCGGCGGCAUUCUGGCAGGUGCGAUCACGGGAGGUUUGAACGGCCACCACGGCUUGGAAGGCUGGAGAUGGCUGUUCAUCGUCGAGGGUGUUGCGACCGCGGGCUUCGCCCUCAUUGCCGCUUUCUUGCUUCCCGACUUCCCGGCCAACAGCAAGCGUCUGAUCACACGGAUGACCGAGGCCGAACGUGAACUUGCCAUCUCGAGACUUGAGGCAGACAACGUCCACCUCAGGACUGAAGACACACCACAUCUCACUUCCUUCCAAGCCCUCUCGCAGUCUGUCCGCAAUUGGCGCACUUGGAUAUUUGUCGCUGGAUAUAUGGUAAUCGUAGGCUCGUCAACCUUAUCAUAUUUCUACCCAACGCUGGUCAAAGGUCUGGGAUACACCUCGCACAUGGCACAAUACAUGGUCGUCCCGAUCUACGCCGUGGCGUUCGUCUGCGUGGUCACCACUGGCUAUUUUAGCGACAAGUUCCCACGCCAACGGGGUCUCAUCAUUGCUUCGUGGUUGGUUGUAGCAUUGGUCUGCUCGAUUAUCAUCUGCGUGGUAUACAACUUCAAGGCUCGUUACAUUCUCUUGAUAUUCAUGGCUGCAGCUCUUUGGUCGACCAAUGGUCUGGCACUCUCUUAUGCAUCCAGCACGUUCGGUGCAAUGCCGCAGGAAGUCCGAGCAGUCUCUCUUGCUUUGGUCAACGCCUUGGGAAAUCUGGCGCAGAUCUAUGGUGCUUACUUGUUUCCUUCCAAGGAUGCACCAAAGUAUUUGCUCGGUUUUGGCGUCAUCUCUGGAAUGUGUGCAUUCGGCAUUGGUGUCUAUAUUCUUAUUCACGUGUUGCUCAGGAAGUAUAUCCAGAAGUAG
This is a messenger RNA of Recurvomyces mirabilis, 1233 nucleotides long. RefSeq lists its product as uncharacterized. The transcript has 3 exons. The record is from RefSeq and is a predicted model, not a curated record. NCBI's taxonomy places the organism in Eukaryota, Fungi, Ascomycota, Dothideomycetes, Mycosphaerellales, Teratosphaeriaceae. Gene Ontology annotation, biological process: transmembrane transport. The coding region runs from base 1 to 1233 and encodes 410 amino acids. Gene Ontology annotation, cellular component: membrane. Gene Ontology annotation, molecular function: transmembrane transporter activity.